Molecule: messenger RNA, 342 nt
Organism: Pyrenophora tritici-repentis Pt-1C-BFP
Lineage: Eukaryota; Fungi; Ascomycota; Dothideomycetes; Pleosporales; Pleosporaceae
Product: DUF4200 multi-domain protein
Source: RefSeq, a predicted model, not a curated record
AUGUACGACAUGUCUCAUCUCAGUCACCGAAGACGUGCAAACCGCCUUCCUCGCGCGUACGAAAAUUUCCCCACUUUCGACAUGGCUUCCUUUGGGGGUUUCGGUACCAUGGGCGGAUACGGUGGAUACGGUGCGUGGAACGGCUGGGAGACACCCCCACAAAAGGACCUGCCAGGUAGCAUCGAACAAGCGACACGGGAACACAUGGAAGCCCAGAUGGAAUGCGACAGGGCGAAGGAAAAGUUUGAAGAAGCCAAGAAGAAGUUUGAAGAAUGCGAAAAGAAGGUGCAGGACGCUGAACGGGUGCUCCAGACCGCUAAGCAACGCGCGGAAUAUUGGUAA